This is a messenger RNA of Babjeviella inositovora NRRL Y-12698, 1335 nucleotides long. RefSeq lists its product as uncharacterized. Gene Ontology annotation, biological process: division septum assembly. The record is from RefSeq and is a predicted model, not a curated record. The coding region runs from base 1 to 1335 and encodes 444 amino acids. Gene Ontology annotation, cellular component: division septum. Lineage: Eukaryota; Fungi; Ascomycota; Pichiomycetes; Serinales. The transcript has 2 exons.
AUGGUAAUAACAGCACCGUUUGUGAUAAGCUUGAAAGCUUCCAACCAAAGCAUGGUCCGGGGAUGUCCAGGUGUGCCCAAUACCUGUCCUCGAUUAGAAGGAGUCAUUGAGAUUCGAUCCAGGGAUAGCGCACCGUUUACUGUACGGGCCGUUACGAUUGACCUAAAUACCACCCAGUUUGUAUCUGUCCCCUCUUCUGGGUUCGGGAGCAACGACGUCGUAAGAACCUACAACCUCCACAGAAAUAACACCGCCUACACACCGCCAGCUGGCUUGCUAUACGAAGAAGCCUUGGGACUAGAUAUCCCGUUUAUAAUCCCCUUGCCUAAGGAUAUCACCUCCAGCGGAAAAUUCCCUCGUUGGAAUGCCACAACGACACACAGCUUGAUGAUCACUGCAUCCUGGGGCCCCAAGUCAGAAACCUGCUCCACAGAGUUCCCGGUGGCGAUCAAAAAGUUCGACACAUUGCCAGUCUUCAGACAAUUCAACGAACCCAUCACCCAAACUAUCCAAUCCACAGACAAAAUGACCACUAUCGAGUACUCCAUCCCGAAUAACGCGAUUGGGCCCCACGAGGAGUUGAUCAUGUACGUGAAAAUCAUCGCGAAUAACCGCAAAGCGCUUUCGGACUUGCGAAGUAAGUUUUCAUCUACGGACAAGAUUAGGCUCCGGGCCAUCAAGUUUUCGUUGAAUGAAAUUCUUGAGUGCCAUGAAGGCGGACUACCGGCGUCAAAAACCUUGCGGAUUGCUUCGGUGACAAAAGACCUCGGCGAGCAAGCGAUCGAUUCCAACGGUGUUUUGCACGAACUAAGCAUCCAGUUUCCCGUUGAGAAUGAAAUCUUGAAGACGCAGCUCAUGCCUCCCGGUUCACCUUCCAAGGGGAGUCCCGAGAAGGGCAAUCCUUUGCUCAACAGGGUUAUCACAAAUACCACUCUCGUGGAAGAUACAAGCACUGAUAUAGGCGUGCCGAUUACCCACUCUCAGGGCUUUACCUCUACGGGCAGAUUGUUUACCGUGAGAUACGAGGUGGUGCUCAAGUUGAAGUUUGCGCAUGCCAAAGACCAGGAGGUCACCCUUCCCAUCACAGUCAGCCCUUACGACCGGAUCGUAUCCACCCAUUUGUUGAAGUGGAUUUUCAAGGAAUGGGAGUCCCGUAUCAAGCAGUUUGGGAACAUGGAUGGGCUAUCCGAAAGUGAGCUCAUCCGACAGUUUGCUGUCAAGCCACCGAUUCUCUAUCGCCCCCGCAAUACCCAUGACUGGGUACGCUUAGGGCUCAGCGAGAAGUACAUGGGGAAAAAGGGCAAAGGUGGGGGAAUUGUGCACUAUAUUAAUUGA